Molecule: messenger RNA, 968 nt
Organism: Homalodisca vitripennis (glassy-winged sharpshooter)
Lineage: Eukaryota; Metazoa; Arthropoda; Insecta; Hemiptera; Cicadellidae
Product: transmembrane protein 141
Exons: 3
Coding region: 574-909 (111 amino acids)
Source: RefSeq, a predicted model, not a curated record
UAUUUAUUCUGCUUUGGAUUUAAGUUGUAGCCUUUUUAAGGUUAUGGUUAUGGGUAAAGUGUUUGUUUAUGACUGAAUUUCAAAAUUUUUUCUGAUAUUGGUUUUAGUAAUUGCUAGAUUUGAUUUAAAGAGGAAUUUUUAGUGUCAAUAAUCAUUUAGAAGUGCAGGGUGCCAAAGGCGACACCAAAGCCCACUGAUGACCAGGGGGCAUUUCCGAUCAUAUUUUCCUGACCUCAGAUCACGUCCCAGAUUGUCUAACUGUUCUGACAUCAUAUCAUGUUGGGAUGCAGAAAACACGAACCAAUCAUUACAAUGACAUGUCAUUUUUACAGCGGAGGAUUGGAGUCAACGAUUGAAGAAUAACGGAUAAUGAAAAUCCAAGAUAAAGAAAGUUAUAAAUUUGUUUGAGCACAGAUGAGUUACAGCCAGUAAAAGGGAAACUAUUUCAACAUAAGCAAAGUUUUAAUAAAGUGAUAUCCAAAAGAAGGAUAUUGGAAUGACAACUUUUGAAUGGUAACCAAGAGUAAAACAAAUAUGAGAAUUAAUUAAAUUAGACAUUUUGUAAAUUUAAAGAUGAGUAGAGGAAAAGAGAGACUUUUGGAAUUAUACGGCGAUGACCACCCAGGAUUUGGUUCUUACCUUGAGUGUAUGACGAGAGCAAAUUUCACAGGACUGGCUACAUUUACAAUUGCUUUUUCGUCCACAUAUAUAGCUCAGAGUAUAUUGAAGAAUAAACUGCCGUAUUCAUCAAAAUUCUAUGUCUUAUCAUCAACAGUCGUAGCAGCAUAUUUUUCGUACAAAGUGUCAAAGGCAAGGAGUCAAGUGUGUCAGGCAGCCUGGCUUGCAGCUGAAGAUAAGAGUACUUACUUUACUGAACUCGAAAAAACUUCACCAACUCCUGUCAGCUGAGAGUAGAUUUCAAACUACCGCCUUUGCUUAGUGAAAAUGUAUAGUUUUGUAGCAAGAAA